Aspergillus pseudotamarii is the source of this 2142-nucleotide messenger RNA. RefSeq names its product NADP-dependent oxidoreductase domain-containing protein. Gene Ontology annotation, molecular function: proteasome binding; oxidoreductase activity. The record is from RefSeq and is a predicted model, not a curated record. Gene Ontology annotation, biological process: proteasome assembly. The coding region runs from base 1 to 2142 and encodes 713 amino acids. Lineage: Eukaryota; Fungi; Ascomycota; Eurotiomycetes; Eurotiales; Aspergillaceae. The transcript has 4 exons.
AUGGCUAGCCUCCAGCACACCAAAAAGACCUACACCCUGAACACCGGGGCCAAGAUCCCCGCCAUUGGUCUGGGAACCUGGCAAUCCAAGCCCAACGAAGUGCGGGAGGCCGUCAAGAAUGCUCUCCUGAAGGGUUACCGCCACAUCGACACCGCCCUCGCCUACGGUAACGAAGCUGAAGUGGGCCAAGGCAUCAAGGACUCCGGCGUGCCCCGCGAAGAGAUCUGGAUUACCACCAAGCUGGACAACACCUGGCACCACCGCGUGUCCGAGGGUAUUGAGUCCUCGCUGAAGGACCUGGGUGUCUCCUACGUAGACCUCUACCUCGUGCACUGGCCCAGCAGCACCGACCCCAAGGACACGUCCAAGCACCUCCCGGACUGGGACUUCAUCAAGACAUGGCAAGAGAUGCAGAAGCUUCCCGCCACCGGCAAGGUCCGUAACAUCGGUGUCUCGAACUUCGGCAUCAAGAACCUCGAGAAGCUCCUCAAUGACCCUAGCACCAAGAUCGUCCCCGCCGUCAACCAAAUCGAGCUGCACCCUAACAACCCCUCCCCGAAGUUGGUUGCUUACAAUACCUCCAAGGGUAUUCACUCGACUGGGUACUCUUGUCUUGGCUCCACGAACUCGCCGCUCUACAAGGAUCCCACGCUGCUCCAGCUUGCGGAGAAAAAGGGCAAGACACCUCAGCAGUGUCUGUUGCAGUGGGGUAUCCAGAGGGGUUGUAGUGUUAUUCCUAAGUCUGUUAGCAAGGAGCGCAUUGAUGCUAACUUUGAACUUGAUGGCUGGAACUUGACAGAUGAGGAGGUUAGCCAGCUUGAUAACAUGAAGGAUCGCUUUAAGGCCUGCAAAGCCAUAAGGACCAAGUUCCCAGAGCAAGUCCAACAUGGAGGCCUUCGACUUCAGCCAGCUUAUGCACGUAUAACCCCGAAUCAACCCAUCAACCGCGCCGCAGCAAUUCGCCAGGCCCGUCGCCGUCACUACUCCACUCGUGCGAGAGCCUUCGUUUCUUAUAUCCGGACUGGACUACAGGGUGACCGCGCUGCCUAUAAGACAUCCCGUGUUGCGUCGAACAUCAGCCGCCUCACCUCUCAAGCGCCCUUUGCGUCCACUCUUCGUCCAAACUUGACCGGCGGUACUCUCGGCCGUACGGCGGGAGGUUAUACUAUUGGUGCCGGCCGGAUCGGGGGUGCCCGGUAUUUCUCACAUGGCCCAGCUGCACCCGCUCAGGUCAUUCAAAAUGUAUCCAUGGGUGUCCGGGCAUUCUUCCUCUCGGGACAGAAAGUCCGGUUUGAUGGCAUUGAUGAAGUUAGCGGGAACAAGAAGUACAAAGCCGUGAGCGCGCUUCAAGAUCAGGCCGAGCGGAAGAUGACGGGAAUCCCUCGGACUGCUCCGGGAUCCUUUGUUGACUUCCAGCUCUCCCCUACCAUCACCGCUUUUGGCCUUCAGAAGAAGUUCGACCCGUCCGGAGCCUUCGCUUCGGAGACUAUCAACUCGGAUGGUCUUUUGGACUUCCUCUCUGCCGACUUUGCGCGUGCUCUCAAAGACUUGGCCGCUGUCCUCAACGACCUCAAGCGUCUGUCAACCCUGGGCGAUCUUCCUAUCUUGCUCCACGACAAGUCGACUCUCCGGGUGAGAUUCCCUGGGUGUGACGCAGCCACUGUCGAGCGGCUCUGUGAUGAGGUUGGAGUCCAACGAGGGAAGAUUAUGCAGGACGAGGACUUCAAUAUUCGUACAGGUGCAGACAUUGCUCUUCUGUUCCCCUUUGCUCCCAGUGUUCCCGCAUCACCAGAGACGGUGGAUUACCUUUUCUCAAAAGGGCCCUCUGAGCCGCAAGCACCCGAAGAAGUUGAUUGGCAAGCCAUGAUGUCUUCAGAGAACAACACAGAGGCUUCACCUGAGCUUCUCAGAGACUCUGGGCCGAAGCUCAGUUUCGAGGACAUAACCAUGUUUGGCGAGAAUCCGUGGCAGCAAUCAUCGUCCUCUGGAUAUUCAAGUAUCAACAUCAGCGAACUCGGCGACCGCGCAUACUUCCAUGAGAUCUCCAGCACCGGGUUUCCUGAAAGUGCGUCUGAAUAUGAAGGAUCGGACGGGUUGCACCGAUUUCUUGCCGAAUGCAACCGUGCUCCUCCAAUUGCUUAG